This is a messenger RNA of Perca fluviatilis (European perch), 1268 nucleotides long. RefSeq names its product actin alpha 2, smooth muscle (gene acta2). NCBI's taxonomy places the organism in Eukaryota, Metazoa, Chordata, Actinopteri, Perciformes, Percidae. The record is from RefSeq and is a predicted model, not a curated record.
UGGGAUGGAGGGAUGGAGGGAUGGAGGGAGAGUUGAUAAAGUCAGUCUCACAGAGUUCAGACUCUCACUUCUGCCCCGCCCUUGUCCUGCAGACUCACCGCCACGUGUCGUAGCUCGCCCACAGCGCCCCCCUGCCUGCAGACAUGUGUGAUGAUGAGGAGAGCACUGCUCUGGUCUGUGAUAACGGAUCAGGUCUGUGUAAAGCCGGCUUCGCUGGAGAUGAUGCCCCACGAGCUGUCUUCCCCUCCAUAGUGGGCCGACCACGCCACCAGGGAGUGAUGGUGGGCAUGGGGCAGAAGGACAGCUACGUAGGAGACGAGGCUCAGAGUAAACGAGGAAUCCUGACGCUGAAAUAUCCCAUCGAACACGGAAUCAUCACCAACUGGGAUGACAUGGAGAAGAUCUGGCACCACUCGUUUUACAACGAGCUGCGAGUGGCUCCGGAGGAACAUCCCACGCUGCUCACGGAGGCGCCGCUCAACCCCAAAGCUAACCGCGAGAAGAUGACCCAGAUCAUGUUCGAGACCUUUAAUGUUCCCGCCAUGUACGUAGCCAUCCAGGCCGUCCUGUCUCUCUACGCCUCGGGACGCACCACAGGUAUCGUGCUGGACUCUGGCGACGGCGUGACCCACAACGUGCCGAUCUACGAGGGUUACGCUUUGCCUCAUGCCAUCAUGAGGUUGGACCUGGCGGGCCGUGACCUCACCGACUACCUCAUGAAGAUCCUGACGGAGCGCGGCUACAGCUUCGUUACCACGGCGGAGAGGGAGAUCGUGCGGGACAUCAAGGAGAAGCUGUGCUACGUAGCUCUGGACUUUGAGAACGAGAUGGCGACCGCGGCGACCUCAUCAUCGCUGGAGAAGAGCUACGAGCUGCCGGACGGACAGGUCAUCACCAUCGGCAACGAGAGGUUUCGCUGCCCAGAGACGCUGUUCCAGCCGUCCUUCAUCGGCAUGGAGUCAGCAGGGAUCCACGAGACGACCUACAACAGCAUCAUGAAGUGUGACAUCGACAUCCGUAAAGACCUGUACGCCAACAACGUGCUGUCUGGGGGGACCACCAUGUACCCCGGCAUCGCCGACCGCAUGCAGAAGGAGAUCACCGCGCUGGCGCCCAGCACCAUGAAGAUCAAGAUCAUCGCCCCCCCAGAGAGGAAGUACUCGGUGUGGGGUCGGGGCUGGGCCAUCCUCGCCUCCCUCUCCACCUUCCAGCAGAUGUGGAUCAGCACAGAGCAUGACGAGGCCGGGCCGUCUAUCGUCCACCCGUAA